AUGGAUAAUCUGCUGUUAGGUUUGGGUUCGGAGGUCCGCGAGUUGAAAUUGGGGGCCACGUUCACCCAUCCAUCCGCGCAAACCGCAUAUCAUACUUUAAAAUACGACUUCAAACCAGCCAGUGUAGACGUCAGCAAAUCAGCAACGCUUGAGGUUGGAUCCAACAAAGAAGUGACAGUUACCGUGCCACAUCUGGAUGGCUCCGGAGUUCCCAAUACGGUGUUCAAGGGGAACCAACAGGAUUACAGCAUGAAGGAUUGUGUGCUCAUUAUCGACCACGCCACGGGGGAAAUUACGCUCGAGAGACUGUGUAGUAAUGUGCAAGUCAAGAAGACAAGAACUGAAGGCAAAAUCGUUCAGCCUCCUCCUCAACCAGCUUCGAUUAAGAUGGAAAAUCCCACUGCCAGACGAAGCUCCAAAACCAAGGUCACCACCGGUCAUCGCAAGAACGGUCUCAUCGAUCUCGCACCAAAACAUUUACCCUUACGAAAUUCGCCGUACUGCCGCCCAAACAAGACUCCACAGGAACCGGCCGGGGGUGCCAGCAAUUCGCAUCAGUCAUUGCCGAGUCUUCCAAUUAUCGGCAUGGGUGAAAAUGAUUUUAUCUCUGUGCCUCCAUUACCAGAACCAAGGACACAGGCGCAAAAGCAGCGACAGGAACAACAAAUGUACAAUGCAACUAUAACUGCAAGCCUCGCUAAUAACAAUAAUAACAAUGCCGCUUCAAUCGUAGAGGUUAAUCUUCCUAAGCCACUAGCUGUUACAAUGAGUUUGUCUGAAUCUAGUGAUUCGAGUAGCAGUAGUUCUGAAUCGGACACCGACAGCAGUUCUGAAUCGGACAGCUCUUCGGAGGACGAACAUGAUUCUCCGAUGAAAGGACAAAGCUGGGCAGAAGUGGUCAACCAUGCUAAUAUGGUUGUUAAAAACCAGUUGACCAUGGAUCUGUACCUGUCAGAGUCCGACUCGGAUUAG
Sabethes cyaneus is the source of this 972-nucleotide messenger RNA. Its product is annotated as ell-associated factor Eaf-like. Gene Ontology annotation, molecular function: transcription elongation factor activity. The coding region runs from base 1 to 972 and encodes 323 amino acids. The record is from RefSeq and is a predicted model, not a curated record. Gene Ontology annotation, biological process: positive regulation of DNA-templated transcription; regulation of transcription elongation by RNA polymerase II. NCBI's taxonomy places the organism in Eukaryota, Metazoa, Arthropoda, Insecta, Diptera, Culicidae. The transcript is spliced from 2 exons. Gene Ontology annotation, cellular component: super elongation complex.